CGGUUAAAGCGAAAGAAGGGCAUAUUAGAGAAGGACAUAAAAGAUGCUGGCGUCAGAAAAUAAAUGGAAAUUCUUAAGUGCAAAGAAUACUUACCGAAGAUCACGGCCACGGCUCCAUAUAUAGUAUGUAAUUUGGUGUAAAAAUUCUUACCAAAGGCAAUGGGGAACCUUCUCUCUUCCCAAAGCCACACGGUAAUAGGAAUUGAUCUUUGAGGAAGCGGAAGACUACCAGGCUUAACCAAAGCCAGUGACAGCAAAAAGAUUAACAACUUUAAAAUAUGUUCAUGAAUUUCAGAUCACCCUUCCUUCUUCUUGUUUUUCUUUUUCUUGUUCUCCUUACAUGUCAGACUUCUGCAACCUCUUAUAAGCUUCUCAUUGCUGAAAGCGAGAAUGGUGAUUUGGUCCCUUGGAUAAGGAGGUCUCUUGCAGAUGAAACGACAGCAGGUAACUCCACUUUGAUUUUGGCUGCCAAGAGAACAGAAAGGAGAGACCCUCUUAACAAUUUCAAGAUAUAUACUGGUGGGUGGAAUAUCAGCGAAAACCACUACUGGACUUCUGUUGGUUUUACUGCGGUUCCUUUCUUUGCCAUCGCCGGAAUCUGGUUUAUUGUCUUUGGUUUGUGUUUGUGCUUCAUAUGCUUCUGUUAUUGCUGCUGCCCAAGGGAGCCUUAUGGCUAUUCGCGAUUAUGCUAUGCCCUGUCCCUUAUUUUCCUCAUACUGUUCACCAUAUCUGCGAUUGUUGGAUGCAUUGUUCUAUACAAUGGUCAAGGAAAGUUCCACAGCAAUACAAUAGACACUCUUGAUUACGUUGUGAAACAAGCCGAUAUAACUAGUGAAAACCUCAAGAAUGUGUCGGAGUAUCUUUCUGCAGCUAAACAUAUCGGUGUGAAUUCAGUUUCUCUGCCUGCUGAUCUUCAGAGUGGGAUUGAUUCUAUUGAUGCGAAGAUCAACUCUUCUGCUACCACUCUUUCAUAUGAGACGGAUAAGAACUCUAAAAAUAUAACAGACGUAUUGGAUAGCGUGAGAUGGUCUCUUAUUGUUAUUGCUGCUGUAAUGCUUUUGCUUGCAUUUGUUGGGUUUUUGUGCUCGAUUUUUGGAUUGCAAUGUCUUGUAUACUUCCUGGUUGUCAUUGGGUGGCUUCUUGUGGCGGGCACAUUCAUUCUAUGUGGUGUAUUUCUUCUCCUCCAUAAUGUGGUUGGGGAUUCAUGUGUGGCAAUGGAUGAAUGGGUCCAGCACCCAACGGCUCAUACUGCUUUAGAUGACAUACUGCCGUGUGUGGAUAAUUCAACUGCCCAAGAAACCUUGCUGAAAUCUAAGAAUGUCACACGACAACUUGUGGGCAUGGUUGAUAACAUCAUCCAGUCUGUCGCAAAUAGCAAUCUCCCACCACAAGCCGGACCUUUGUAUUACAACCAGUCUGGUCCAAUGGUACCUCUUCUUUGCAAUCCAUUCAAUACUGAUUUGACAGAUCGAACAUGUGCAGCCGGUGAGGUGGAGCUGAGCAAUGCUACUGAGGUAUGGAAGAACUAUGUUUGUGAGAUUUCAGCAUCGAAUAUGUGCACUACUACUGGUCGGCUGGCCCCUGUGAUGUACAGUCAGAUGGCAGCUGCUGUGAAUGUGAGCUACGCGCUGUAUCGCUAUGGACCAUUCUUGGUUAAUCUAACAGACUGCACUUUUGUGCGUGACACUUUCACAGUCAUAAGUAAUGACUAUUGUCCUGGUAUGCAGCUCUAUACCAAAUGGAUCUACAUUGGUUUAGUAAUGGUAUCCGUAGCUGUAAUGUUUUCACUGAUCUUCUGGGUGAUCUAUGCAAGGGAGCGCCGACAUCGCGCUUACACUAAACAGUUUAAUUCCAGAUACCCCCAAGGCAUAGAUAAGAACCAUUAGAAAAAUCUUCCAUUGUAUGUUCUCGAGUACUAAAAAUGAACAUUUUUUAGUAGUUUAGCAACUUUUUAAUUAGACAUGAAUAUUUUCCAGUGCCUUGUAUUGGUAGCACAAUAGCAAUGUAUCAGAUUGUAAAAGUUAAUAUAUGGAAGCUACUUCAGGGUUGUAA
This is a messenger RNA of Mangifera indica (mango), 2052 nucleotides long. RefSeq lists its product as uncharacterized. NCBI's taxonomy places the organism in Eukaryota, Viridiplantae, Streptophyta, Magnoliopsida, Sapindales, Anacardiaceae. The record is from RefSeq and is a predicted model, not a curated record. Gene Ontology annotation, cellular component: plasma membrane; plasmodesma. Bases 279 to 1886 code for a protein of 535 amino acids. The transcript has 9 exons.